Molecule: messenger RNA, 1176 nt
Organism: Melopsittacus undulatus (budgerigar)
Lineage: Eukaryota; Metazoa; Chordata; Aves; Psittaciformes; Psittaculidae
Product: myeloperoxidase
Biological process (GO): defense response to bacterium; response to oxidative stress
Molecular function (GO): heme binding; peroxidase activity
Source: RefSeq, a predicted model, not a curated record
AUGAGUGGUGAGCCUUUAAAGGACUUCAAAGACAGGAAGAGCAGGUGUUACUUGGCAUUGGUUUCUCUUACAGACCUACUAGACAGAAAACAGAAGGAGGUGAUUUCCAAAGAAACUGGCAGGGACUAUCAGAUUCGUUCCAUCAAAUGCCCCAAAAAUGAUGUUUACUGGACCACCACUGGGUUAGAAGAUGGCAACAUUUCCAGUUCAAUACUUGCAAGUCAAGGCUCGCUGUCCUAUCACAGCUUUGCUGCUUGGUAUGCUAACUCCAGCCACCGAAAAGCAUUCUCAUCUGGGUCCUCGAACCGCGGGUUUGCUCACUGGCUCCCAGUAGUGUAUGAGGAUGGAGUGUCUGUUCCCACAGGAGCAAGUUUUCCCCCCAAUGACCCCCGGAUGCCAGGCUCACACUCCUUUGUCCAAUCAGCAUCUGUGUGCAACCCCAGGACGUUCACUCGUGAGCAGAUCAAUGCUGUCAGUUUGCUCAUCGAUGCCAGCACAGUGUAUGGCAGUGAGGACUCUGUGGCAAAGAGCAUCAGUAAUCAGACAAACCAGCUGGGCUUGAUGGCUGUGAACCAUUUUACUGGUGCAGGGCUGGAAUUUCUGCCCUUUGAGAACAGAACUAAAAGUGUUUGUGUUCUUACCAAUGAGAGCAUGAACAUCCCCUGCUCUAAAGCAGGUGACAAAUGGGUAACUGAAAACCUGGGACUUGCACUGCACACUGUCCUCCUAUGAGAACACAAUCACCUGGUUACAGAGCUGAGGAAAUGAAAUCCUCACUGGGAUGGAGAAAAGCUUUACCAAGAGAGUUGAAAGAUGCUAAUCGCCAUAAGCCCGGUAAUAGCAUACAGAGAUUACCUCUGACUUCUGCUUGGGGAGGAGACCAGCAAGUGCAUCCCUUCAUCCACUGGCUACAAUGAGAAUGCGGAUCCUACAGUCUCAAAGGUUUUUCCUCUGGCUGUCUGAUUCAGUCAUACAUCAGUACAGCCUUUUGUAUCCUGUUUGGAUGACAGUUUUCAGCCUCUGAGUUCCCAUGUUCCUCUUCAUUUGACCUUUUGUGCUACAUGGAGGACUAUAAUGGAAGAGAAGAACACGAGACAACCAGCAGUCCUGCUCUGGUCCCGCAGCAGACACUCAUGUAGAGGUCAGCUGGGAAAAUACAUGAGCCCAGACACAUGA